AUGUCGGACCUGGGCUCAGAAGAGCUAGAGGAAGAGAGAGAGAACGAUCUUGGGGGCGUCUACAAGUUUAAAAACGGAGCUCGGUACAUCGGAGAGUACGUGAAGAACAAGAAGCACGGGCAGGGCACCUUCAUCUACCCAGACGGCUCGCGGUACGAAGGGGAGUGGGCCGACGACCAGAGGCACGGCCACGGCGUGUACUAUUACGUCAACAACGACAGCUACACCGGGGAGUGGUUCGCUCACCAGAGGCAUGGGCAAGGCACCUACUUCUACGCGGAGACGGGCAGCAAGUACGUCGGUACCUGGGUGAACGGACAGCAGGAGGGCGCGGCCGAGCUCAUCCACCUGAACCACAGGUACCAGGGCAAGUUCCUGAACAAAAACCCCGUGGGCCCUGGGAAGUUCGUGUUUGACAUUGGGUGUGAGCAGCACGGAGAGUACCGCUUGACAGACGUGGAGAGAGGAGAAGAGGAGGAGGAGGAGGAGGCAUUGGUAGCGGUCGUACCGAAAUGGAAAGCCACCAAGAUCACGGAACUGGCCCUGUGGACGCCGACGCUCCCCAAGGAGCAGGCCCCGUCGGAGGGACCUGGCCAGGAGGAGACCCCGCGGACCGAGGGCAUCGGAGAGGACAUGGAGGAGAGCCCGGGCCUCCUGGAGGGGUUCGAGGGCGAGAUGGAGAUGCGGCCCGGGGACGAGGACGCCGACGUGCUCAGAGACGACAACCGGGAGUACGGCUACGACGUGGACCAGGCCAACGCCAGCUUCGAAGAAGAGGAGGGCAGACAGUCGGACCUGCAGGAGUGAGGGCCGCGGGCGGGGCUG
Molecule: messenger RNA, 825 nt
Organism: Lepus europaeus (European hare)
Lineage: Eukaryota; Metazoa; Chordata; Mammalia; Lagomorpha; Leporidae
Gene: RSPH1
Product: radial spoke head component 1
Exons: 8
Coding region: 1-807 (268 amino acids)
Biological process (GO): axoneme assembly; spermatid development
Cellular component (GO): motile cilium; nucleus
Source: RefSeq, a predicted model, not a curated record